Molecule: messenger RNA, 1119 nt
Organism: Dentiscutata erythropus
Lineage: Eukaryota; Fungi; Glomeromycota; Glomeromycetes; Diversisporales; Gigasporaceae
Source: the annotation of a GenBank genome assembly
AUGAUUUAUCCUUGUAUAUUAUUCACCACAUUACUCGUUGCAGAACUCUUUCAUAUAGUAGCGCAUUUAAAAGUACUUUUUAGUAUCCCGUUACCAGGUGGUCAAUACACAGCUCAACAACUUUGGAAUCGUUAUAUUUAUUUCUGGGUUGAUUUAUUAACUGUGCUGAUCUCAUAUAUUAUGUUGAAUUUGAUGUUUGUGAAAUGGGAAACUUCUAUGACGCCAAUGAUUCAAAAACAGGAUAAAAAUCUGUAUUAUGAUUUCAUGGAAAUUGAUAUUAUAAAAAAAGGAUUUGAAUUAUUCGAUUAUGUACAGUCAACUAUAUGUGAAGAAUGGAGUUGUAUCAGAUUGAACGAAAAUGAAAUGACUUUCUUCUACUUGAUCACAUCCAUUUUAUUUGUUGGUCAUGUCGCACUCCAUUUAUUUUAUAUUUGUGGAUGGUUUACCGGCUACAGUGACAUCUUGAAAUCUUUGCACCAUUAUCGUGAAACAAUGCCGAUGCAAGAGAAUAAUACAACAGAUGAAGAAGUGUACACACGAGAAACGAUUGUAUCUACUGAUCAUAUCACACGAAAUAAUAUUUACGAAUUGUUUAAUAGGACAAGUUCUAACGUGUCAAAUCUAACAUCAAAUGAGGAGGAAAUAACCGGUUUAAAUGAUAAAAAAUUCCAAGAUGAUUAUUAUUUUCAUGAUGAAUUAAAGAAAGUAGAUAAAUUCAAACAUUUUACGCCUUCACUCGGUGAUGAUGCUACAGCUAGUCAAUUGUUGGACUUAUUGAGAGAAAAAACUCAAUCUACAAUUGCUGGUGAUGAUGAUUUCUCUCCCACCCAAUUUACUCAAUUUACUACUGAUGAUCAAGAAUGUUUUAAGGAAUAUGCGACAAGCACUAGCAGUCAAGAUUCGUCUGCUGCCGUUUCUGAAGUUGAGCAGCCACAAAGUUCAAAUGUAUAUUUUGGGGGACGGUACGUUGAAAAAGUAUUAAUUUGGUCAGCGGCUCAGGGAUGGGAAGCAAAGAAGCGUACACCCUGGCAUUGGAUACAUACCAUUGGAACAGUAUUUGAUAUUUUGGUUCAUACGGUAUUCAUUAUGUGGCACGUAAAGGUUUUACAUAGUUUGUGA